Molecule: messenger RNA, 1729 nt
Organism: Acanthaster planci (crown-of-thorns starfish)
Lineage: Eukaryota; Metazoa; Echinodermata; Asteroidea; Valvatida; Acanthasteridae
Product: vesicular inhibitory amino acid transporter-like
Biological process (GO): amino acid transmembrane transport
Cellular component (GO): vacuolar membrane
Molecular function (GO): L-amino acid transmembrane transporter activity
Source: RefSeq, a predicted model, not a curated record
CAGCUCAUCCACUGCAUGUUCUCUUUCGACACGGCUGAUGCACGGAUGAGUUGUCAUGGUGAGAGACUAUAGCACCUGCCUCUCCUCAGUGCAAUCUCAAGAACCCGUGCUUCCCUCUUUGACAAAGCAAACAUUCAGUUUUUUGUGAGGUUACUCGGCGUCUGCGAAAUCAUGAGUUACGCUCCAAUACCAGGUCUGGGCGCCCCAGUAGCGCGAAUUCGACACUUCGUUGGAAACCUCCUGCCGCGCGGUAAACCAGAUGAGGAGCACCUCCACUUUGCGAAAUGCGACUCAACCGAGCUGUCCGUGCUAGGUUCUGGGGAAGAGGGUCGGACACCGGAAACUGGUGUGGACGGAGGGGCCGAGAACGGCAAGGCCCCAGCAGUGAACGGAGCAGUUUCAGCAGUUGGUAACCCGGUGGCCUCGGCCGGACAGGCUGCGAGAAGUUACGGCGAAGCUAGCAAUGUAAAUAUCGCCAAGAAGCAGAUAUCGACUUGGGAUGCCGGCUGGAAUGUUACAAAUGCAAUACAGGGAAUGUUCCUAGUGGCUUUACCCUAUGCAGUUCUACACGGUGGCUACUGGGGACUUCUUGCUCUGCUACUUGCAGCAGCUGUCACUUGCUAUACUGGCAAAAUCCUGGUCGAGUGCCUCUACGUCACUGAUGACGUCACAGGUCUGCGCAUACGCGUUCGUGAAUCCUACGUCGACAUCGCUAAGGAGGUGUGGGGAGAUCGCUUCGCAGCCCAGAUCGUGCACACGGCGCAGUUCAUCGAGUUGAUCAUGACUUGUAUACUGUACCUCGUGCUGUGCGGCGACCUCCUCAGCAAUAGUUUCCCUACCAACAAGCUGGACGAGACGACCUGGACGAUGCUGGCUACUUUCUUAGUCGUCCCCUGCGCCUUCCUGCGAGACCUCAAGGCCGUGUCGCGCCUCAGCUUCGGCAACGCGGUGGUCCAUGUGAUUAUCAACCUCACCCUGAUUGGCUUCUGUCUGAGCUACGCUGCCCUUUGGCACUGGGGCGACGUGGCUGUGCAGGUGGACAUCCACUAUUUCCCUGUCUCCAUGGGGAUCGUCAUCUUCAGUUACACAUCGCACAUCUUCUUGCCUAGCCUUGAAGGCAGCAUGGUGGAGCGUCCAAAGUUCAACAAGAUGCUCUACUGGACUCACGCCUUGGCAGGUCUCUUCAAGGCGCUGUUCGCCUAUCUCUGCUUUCUGACCUUUGGCCUCGGCACGCGCGACAUCAUCACCGAUAACCUCCCCACGCAAGGCUUCCGUGCAACCGUCAACGUCGUCUUGGUCAUCAAAGCUCUCCUGUCCUAUCCUCUCCCCUUUUACGCCGCCGUCGAGCUCUUGGAGAGAGCCUUCUUCAGUGGCCGGCCUAGGACCCUCUUCCCCUCCUGUUACGCCCUGGACGGUUACCUCCACCCGUGGUCAGUCGCCCUCCGCACCCUCGUAGUCAUCUUCACCAUGCUGUUGGCCAUCUUUAUACCCCACUUCAACCAACUCAUGGGGCUGAUAGGUAGUUUCACGGGCACCAUGUUGUCCUUCGUCUGGCCCUGUUUGUUCCAUCUGAAAAUCAAAUGGCCUGAGAUUCCUUGGUACCAGAAGCUGUUCAACAUACUUGUAAUUCUAAGCGGCUGUGUUGUAGGUUUAAUCGGAAUCAUUUACUCACUGGAGGCGCUUAUCAAAAUAUCCAAAGAAGAGCAAUAAUAUCAUCGUCGAACUCUAU